GCGUCCAGGGGCGUGGUCUAUUUCGAUUGUUUUUAUCGUGCGCUGCUGCUGUCAGUGGCCGACGCGCUCCGUCUUUAUUUCGCCUCGCUGUGUCGUUAUGGAAGUCAGAGAGCGUUGCUGUGCGACACCAUAGGGCCCGGAUCUCGCUCCCAGGGCGGCGGGGAUGCGGCUUCACGAUGGGAAACGUUUUCGGCCGAAAGAGACGCACUCGAGUGACAGAGCAGGACAAGGCGGUGUUGCAACUGAAGCAACAGAGAGAUAAGCUGAAGCAGUACCAGAAAAAGAUCACCCUACAGCUGGAGAAGGAGCGGCUUCUGGCCCGGCAGCUGCUCAAGGAUGGGAAGAAGGAGAAGGCCCUACUUCUGCUCAAGAAAAAGCGAUACCAGGACCAGCUUCUGGAGAAGACCGAGAACCAGAUAGGCAACCUGGAGAGGAUGGUCCAAGAUAUUGAGUUUGCCCAGAUUGAGAUGAAGGUCAUCGAGGGGUUGAAGAUUGGUAACGACUGUCUGAAGAAGAUGCAUGAGGUGAUGUCAAUAGAGGAAGUGGAGCGAAUCAUGGACGAGACGCAGGAUGCCAUUGAGUACCAGAGGCAAAUCGAUGACAUGCUGGCGGGCUCCCUGACCCAGGAGGACGAGGACGCGGUGCUGGCUGAGCUGGACGCCAUUACGCAGGGCGAAGAUGUGUCCCUCCCUGAGGUUCCUAAGGAGGAACUGCCUGAGGUACCUAAGGAGGAACUGCCUGAGGUUCCUGCAGAAGAACUGGAGAGGAAGCGGGUGAAGACCAAGUCAGAGAUGCUGGUGACCUAACGGGACCUGCAGCCCUGCCGUCCCCUGCUUCCAGACUCCCCGUUGGAACUCGGGCGGGUGGCUCCUGUGGUGUAACACCCCCACCCCCCCCCACCCCCCCCAGCUCAGGGGCCAGUUAGGGAGGCAUGACUUUACUGAGAAUGCCCUCAGUGCUGUUAUGCCCUCUGCCAGUCCCCUUCCCCAUUCAGUCGUACCCCUGUUCUGCGUCAGACUGUGUGCCCCCCCAGCGCAUUCCCGGCUUGACCAGCUACCUGCUCCCGAUCAUUUGACGUGCACCAUUGCCUCGUCUGCCUGUUCUGCAGAGCGCUGGGUCCCUUUCCCAGCCAUGUGGGGGUUGAUCGUGUCCUCGGCAGCUUACCUCUGCCCCUGAAUAUCACCUCAUCGCUGCCUGGAUUCCCCCAGUGAAGAUGAUGCAGCCACAUCUGCCAGGAAGUGGGUUAGUGGCCUGCUGUGCCCUGGGCUUUGGGUUAGCAUCCUUUGGGUUGGUUACGGUGGUGCAGGAAGCAAACCGCUCGGUCUGUCUUAUGUUUGUUUAAGCCAGCAUGUUCUCAAAAUUAACAGGAUAUUAAGUGGUAUUAGUGGACCCCUGUAACUGAUGCAGAAUUCACUUUGUUUAACCCAAAAUGGCACCCCCCCCCCUCCCCCAGCUUUUUCUGUUUGUUACGGACUUGAGUAUAUCAUUGAGGAAUGUGUUUGAGGCUACAUUCUAACUGUUCCACUUCACUGGAAUUUAAUUAUACUGUGGACCUCCUGAUAACAUUGCGCUUUUAGAAUGUGUGCCCCCCACCCCCACUUUUCAGUUCCUCCUGCACAAUAAACGUUUUUAAUUCUUUCA
Molecule: messenger RNA, 1641 nt
Organism: Brienomyrus brachyistius
Lineage: Eukaryota; Metazoa; Chordata; Actinopteri; Osteoglossiformes; Mormyridae
Gene: chmp6b
Product: charged multivesicular body protein 6b
Exons: 8
Coding region: 177-806 (209 amino acids)
Biological process (GO): vesicle budding from membrane; late endosome to vacuole transport via multivesicular body sorting pathway
Cellular component (GO): ESCRT III complex; multivesicular body
Source: RefSeq, a predicted model, not a curated record